AACCGCGCGGCAAGGUGGGGGAGGGCGGCCCGUGUGUGUCUGUGUUGUUGUUCCGCGGCAGCGGCGGCGGCGGUAAGAUGGCUGCCCACGGGGGCUCCGCGGCGUCCUCGGCGUUGAAGGGGUUAAUUCAGCAGUUCACCGCCAUCACCGGUGCAAGUGAAAGUGUAGGAAAACAUAUGCUUGAAGCCUGCAACAAUAAUCUGGAGAUGGCAGUCACUAUGUUUUUGGAUGGUGGAGGAAUUGCUGAAGAGCCCAGUACCAGUUCAGCAAGUGUCUCUGCUGUCAGACCACACACAGAAGAAGAAGUCCGUGCCCCAAUUCCUCAAAAGCAAGAAAUAUUGGUGGAACCAGAACCUUUGUUUGGUGCUCCUAAAAGACGACGGCCUGCACGUUCAAUAUUUGAUGGUUUCCGAGACUUUCAAACUGAAACUAUUCGACAAGAACAGGAAUUAAGAAAUGGAGGAGCAAUAGAUAAGAAACUAACUACCCUUGCAGAUCUUUUCCGGCCACCCAUUGACCUGAUGCAUAAAGGCAGCUUUGAAACAGCCAAGGAGUGUGGCCAGAUGCAGAAUAAGUGGCUGAUGAUAAACAUUCAGAAUGUACAAGACUUUGCAUGCCAGUGCCUCAACCGUGAUGUAUGGAGCAAUGAAGCCGUGAAGAAUAUUAUCCGGGAGCAUUUCAUUUUCUGGCAGGUUUAUCAUGACAGUGAAGAAGGCCAGAGAUACAUACAGUUUUAUAAACUAGGGGAUUUCCCCUAUGUUUCCAUAUUGGACCCACGGACAGGUCAGAAGCUAGUGGAGUGGCACCAAUUAGAUGUAUCUUCUUUCUUGGACCAAGUGACAGGAUUUCUGGGUGAACAUGGGCAACUGGAUGGACUUUCUAGCAGUCCCCCCAAAAAAUGUGCCCGUUCAGAGAGCCUUAUAGAUGCAAGUGAAGACAGCCAGCUAGAAGCUGCCAUCAGAGCCUCCUUGCAAGAGACACAUUUUGAUUCAACACAGACAAAACAGGACAGCCGCUCAGAUGAAGAAUCUGAAUCUGAACUUUUUUCUGGCAGUGAGGAAUUCAUAUCUGUUUGUGGCUCCGAUGAAGAAGAGGAGGUAGAAAAUCUUGCUAAGUCCAGAAAGUCUCCCCAUAAAGAUUUGGGGCAUAGAAAAGAGGAAAACAGAAGGCCACUAACAGAGCCCCCUGCCAGAACUGAGCCUGGAACAGCCACAAACCACCAAGGAUUAUCAGCUGUGGAUUCAGAUAUAAUAGAGAUGUCACCUGAAAAAUCAGAUGGAAUAGUGGAGGGGGCAGAUGUAAAUGGACCAAAAGCACAGCUGAUGUUGCGGUAUCCAGAUGGAAAAAGGGAACAGAUCACUCUUCCAGAGCAAGCUAAAUUGCUAGCUUUGGUGAAACAUGUCCAGUCUAAAGGAUAUCCAAAUGAACGUUUUGAACUUCUCACCAACUUCCCUCGAAGGAAACUAUCUCAUCUGGACUAUGACAUUACGUUACAAGAGGCAGGCCUUUGUCCUCAAGAGACUGUCUUUGUACAGGAAAGAAAUUAACACCAUGCCUGACCUCUCUCAGCUUACCCCCUUUUUCCCAUUUCCUGUGAGGUACCAUAUCACUAAGUAUGCAUUUUGGCUCAUAGGACCAUAGAGCCAAAGUUGGGCAAGCAAGUCACCUGCCUUCUCUUUUAUUUCUUGUUCUUUCCUAUAAUCAAUCUCUUUCUCCCCCUUUUUUCUCUUUCCUCUCCUGUUUUCUUCUCUCACCCCCAACUUUCUUUCCUUUUUACUUAAUCUGGUGACCAAAUGUAAGUGUAAGGAUAAGACCUCUCCAGUACUAGCAGCAGGAAAUGUGUGUUCCAAUAAGUGGUCUCUUGCACGGCACUUUUUUGGGAUCAAAUGUUAGUUACUCCCCAGAUUCCUUUGGCAAAGAGUGGCUAGAUUCAGAAUAAAAACAACCUCCCUUUUUUGUAAGUCCCCAUUUUUAGUAGGAAGAAGAAGUUCUCUAACACGUUUUGUUUUGUUUCAUUUUUCAUGUAGGAAAUAUCACGUAACAAAGUAUCUAGGCUUUUGUUUCCAUGGAAAAAACAUCCCUUAUCAUUAUUGAUCAUCAUAUUUAAAUUUUUUUUCAAAGGAUUCCCAUCUUCCCAUCUGUAAGAAUUAUUUCCAUGAUAUCUGUUAUUGGCAGAAUGAGUGUUAAAUGUGGAGUGUGUAGCAUGGGGUAGCUUUCAGUGCCCUAGCCUGAGACAGUUUUAUUAUUACUCUGUUAAUUAUAUUGAUCCUGCUGGUCCUUGAGUGGACAUUUAGUGAGCAUAUUCUGGUGACUGGAAUAGGAAGGUGCUUGCUGUUUUUGCCAGUACAGCAUAUUGUUCCUUUGACCCCUCCAUUGUCUGGGUCCAUGGUGAUCUAUAGGAAGGCAGCUGGUCAAUAAUCAUGCACAACAGUGGCUUAUAAUUAUAACCACUAUGGUUAUUGAUUGUCCUAUGUUCUUUAAGGCAUACUAGGUAUGUCCCUGGGGAAAAAGAAAACAUGCAGCUGAGAGUUGCUAACCAACGUCCUUCGGUUAGAAAUAAUGAUUCAUUUUUUACCCCUGGUUGGAAUAGUCUCUAAAAGGCUCUGGUGACUAAAUGAGCAUAAUUCCUCAUGCUGUUUUCUUUCAAAAGGUAUCAAAACUGAAAGCUUCUCUAAAGGGGAAGAUCUUUAAACUCAAUUCAUAAGAAAAGAUGAAUAAGGGUAGUGGUGAUGUUUAACAAUAAUCUUUAGAUGUUGUGAGAUUUUUUCUGCCAGCAAAAGCCACAUUCAAAUUGUAGUUAGCGAAAGGUUUUUUCAGUAUUAUUUAGAAGAGGCCAUCUUGAAUCUGUAUAAUACCGUUUACAUAUCAGUUUCAGUGUAUGCUCAAUUCUUAUUUUGAGCUUAAAAUAGAGUCCUCUGAAAGGGCAGUAAUGAUUCUGGUGGCAAAAUCAAAACUUUAACUUGUAAAAUCAUAAUAUGGAAUUUACCUGUUUUGUCAAUUGGGGAUUUGCAUUGAUUCUUCUACUUGAGGAACAUAAAUUGCUAUUACACAGAGACCUUUAAGUUCCCAUCUACUUUAAGAUUGUUCUCUUGGCAACUAAGGGAUUUGGGGGGGGGCGGGGAAAUGCUAUGUAUUGCUAGUACACAAUUAUAGAAUAUGGUUUCUAAAGGUUGGAUUUUGAGGGACCCUCCCUAAAGAAUGAGUUAUUUAUCUCCUCAAGGAAAUCAUGGAAAAUUCUGUUUAUUCUUCAGUGAGUCCUUUUGAAUUAAUGUUCUUACAUUUUUUUCUAAGUCUAUGUAAGUGCUUAUGUAUAAGUAUAUAAUUGUAUAAAUAUUUAUAAAUAUAUUUAUAUAAUUACAGUUUCAUUUAUACCUUGAGUCAAAGUUCUCUCUUUAGAUUGGUGACUGAGUACCACUUUGGUGUCUUUUCAUAGGCUCUGGAGGCUUAACUAGCAGUUUCAAUUUAUUGAGGAAAUAUGGUUUUCAUGUGAAUUCCUCAGUUGUAUCUCUGAAGUUGGAUAACAUACUUGCUGUUUGAGGAAUAGAGCUGUAUUGUAUCAAAAGUGCACUGGAAGGUAAAAAAUUUGUUGGUAGUAGACAGGUCAGAAAUCUAAAAAUUAAGGGAGGCACAGGGUAAGAAGUAAGGGUAUGCUCAUCUUUGUGCUCUGAUGGCAUCCGUCUCCAUUCCAAGCAAAGUCACAGCUAAAGCCCAAUUGAUAAAAAAAAAAAUGUGAAGUCAAGAAUUUUUCCUGUAGGUCUCUAUUUCAUUCUCUUGCCUACUAGCUUCUCUUGAUGAAACAUAUCCAGAGAACAGGAGACAUGUUCGUUAAUGAGAGAAUGUAGUUCUUCUCGAUUCCCUGAGCACUUGCAUAUUCAUUUAUGAGAAACCAAUGUGACUUUUUUGACUUGCGUUACUGUGAGAUUAAAUAUAUAUAUAUGAUUAAAUAUAUAUAAAGUGAUUUAAGUAAGAGACAACAUGAUACAUUCAUCCAACUUAGAUACAACUGGGAUGUUUAGAGUACGAGAGGUAGAGGAUUCCAUUUCAUUUUGAGUCAGGAGUAUAAUUAUCUUGGGUUUGAUACAGAGGCCCAUGGGGAGAACUUACGGAUUAUAUGUGGGAGGAGUAAAUGAGUAUUGCCUUGCUCAAGAACUUAACCCACUUAUGGAGUAUACUUCUUCCAGUUUGCCUUAUUUCUUCUGCAAAUUCCUUUGCUCUUUGAGGAGAGGUUUUAUUGAAUAGAUUAAAUGAGAUCAAUAAUGUUAGUUAAAAAUCAUUCCUUAUUAGGUGUUGGAAACAGCUUGGAAGAGAGUUUAAAAGAUAGGAAAAGAACAAGAUAGUGACGAGAACAAUACAGGAAGAUAGAAUGAAAACUAGGAAGAAAGUGAGAGGCAUAGUGUUUUUGAAUUUGAUUUAGAAAGGAAGAAGGGAAGAGAAAGAACAGUGCCAAAUGAGGGAAGAACAGGGAACUACUUUUAAGUAACUGGCAUGUGCUAUGUACUUUAUGUGCAUUUUCUCCUUUAAUCUUUCUAAAAACCCUACAAGUGUAUAUUUUCCCCAUUUGAUAGAUAAGGAAAAAAACAAGUGUGGAGAACUUGUUCAGGAUGUUGCAGUAAGUGGAAAAUCAGAAUUGGAACCCAGAACAGAGUUCAUGCUAUUUUAACUUUCAUACUAUAUUCUUCUACAGCAGUGGAAUCAAUUCACGAAAACGAUUAUCUUCUCAUUCAUUGUUUUGCUGUGUAAAUUAUCAUUUAGUUUUGUUUCCUUAAAUCUAAGGGGAGUAGUUGAGAUAAACCUUGUGGGAUUUGCACUAUGCCUAUAAAUUCUUAUUUAUGCUAUUAUUUUAAAAGGCUGAUUACUAAUUGCUUUUAAAAAUGAUGCACUGAUGAAAAUGUGACAGGAAAAUAACUGUGUGGCAUUAUUUGCCAAGAAUAAAUGGAAAGGAUAAAAAAGAAUUUUAUCUUCAACCAUUUUUUCAGAAAAGAUACAAUUGUCUUUUCUGUGUCCAUCCAUACCAAAUUGUUGAACCCUGUAUGUGUAUGUUUUAAAAUCUUUUAUAAAAUUCUUCCUCAACUUUGUAUAUCAACAAUUAUUUAUUGAGUCCUUAUUCAAAGUUAAAAAUAUUUUGAAAUCUAAGACCUGAUUCCUGCCUAUUUUAUUCAGUUAGGGAGACACUACAGAUGAGAUAAUUGGGGAACAUGUAAAUGUUUACCUUUCUGAGGUUGAACUAUAAUUACAUUAGAAGUUUAGAAAAAGGAAAGAAUGGUGUAGGUUUUAGUUAGGAAAGACUUCACAAAGAUGUAAGUCUGAAAGGUGGCAAACACAGUAGCUCAAAUUUUCUUUUGACUCACCUAUAUUGUUUAGCCCCACCUUUUGUAACUAUUAGCUUUAAGGCAUGAAGUUUUUCAAUAAGGCAUAACCAGUGUCAAGGUAGGAAAGGAUUAUUGAUCCCCAGGACUAAAGAUUCUUAGCAGAGAUCUCACUUGUACACUUAGGAAAAAUACCAGAGGGAGCCACUAGCAACUGAAAAAUUAGAUUAGAUUUAAUUUCUCUGCCCAGGUACAAAUUAAAUGUAUAGUACAUUAUAUAUGAGAUUCAGAAUGGGCACUAUAUGAGAGUAUUAGUGCACUUGGGUAACAGCUCUGCUGAUUAACUGUUACCUUGUUGGUUCUAUUUCUUCCUCUGAGUUUCUGGGGUCUUCAUCUGAAAAAUGAGAGAAUUGGACUAAAGUUUUAAGUCUUUUCAAAUAAAAGAACUUGUAAUUUUAAAACUUGGCAUGGGUAGGGAAUUGUGGGGCUAUUUAUAUAAUUAAUUCCAUAGAUAUAGAAAAUGGAAAUGUAUACAUGGAAAAUUACCCCUUGCAGGGGUCUGUAGGAACCCACAGAUUGUAGACCACUGAAUUAGAUUAUCUGUGAAGUCUCUUUCCACUCCAAAAUUUUAUGUUUCUACUCUUUUACCUUUAUUUUAUAUUAUCCCUAGGCUAAUUAAAAGUGUAUCUAUUAAUAAGAUUCUUUGCUUUUUUUUUUUUUUUUCCUACAUCCAGGUAUAAUUUGGCCAGUCACUUGAUCUAACCUCACUGUGAUGGUUGAAAUCUCCAAAAAGGAGAGUAUAAUAGUUAUAGAUCUAGUAAUGAUCUUUUAAACAAUUCAGUAAUUUUCAAACUUAAUGCUGUGUGCCUAACCAUUGUUGAAUAAGACUAAAAUGUAAAUGAGAACCAAAUAUGUCACUGAAACUGGAGUUAAAUUUUAUUUUACCCAUGUGCUUAAAGUACACUGGCUGAGCUCACUGGCUGAGCUAUUGUUGGGAAAUUGAUUUGUGUAAGUUGUAGGAUUCACACUUGGUUUUGGCAGGAACAACUUUUUCAAGAUCUG
This is a messenger RNA of Microcebus murinus (gray mouse lemur), 6368 nucleotides long. RefSeq names its product UBX domain protein 7 (gene UBXN7). NCBI's taxonomy places the organism in Eukaryota, Metazoa, Chordata, Mammalia, Primates, Cheirogaleidae. Gene Ontology annotation, cellular component: nucleus. The record is from RefSeq and is a predicted model, not a curated record. Gene Ontology annotation, biological process: proteasome-mediated ubiquitin-dependent protein catabolic process. Gene Ontology annotation, molecular function: ubiquitin binding.